CCAGGUGAGCGCGGGCUUGGCGAGCCCCGCACUCGGCGCGGCUGGCCGGCGCCUGCUGGGCUUGAUCGGAGGCUGAAUCCCGUGCGUGGACCGCCGUUCCCUCUUCGCGGGAUCGUUGGCCACGAUAGCAGAUGCAUUUUUGUAGAAGCAUUUUGAGGAUGUAUGUUUGCAAAUCAUUUUGAAAUUGCCAAGUGCAACAUACAUGGAAUGUAUGCUGCUUUUAUCUUGGAGUUCACCUGUGUGGCUUGGAUUUAUCACAGUAGCAUUUGUCUUCAAUCUGUGUGUUAACUAGAAAUCAAGGAAAGACAUGAGGAGAUUUGUUUACUGCAAGGUGGUUCUAGCCACUUCAUUGAUGUGGGUUCUUGUUGAUGUCUUCUUACUGCUGUACUUCAGUGAAUGUAACAAAUGUGAUGAUAAGAAGGAGAGAUCUCUGCUGCCUGCAUUGAGGGCCUGGUGCAGAACCAUUGCUGGGGAUCUAGUAUGGGCAUUUGGAGCUGUUAUUUCAAGAAACCAAGAAGGGCCAGGAGAAAUGGGAAAAGCUGUGUUAAUUCCUAAAGAUGACCAAGAGAAAAUGAAAGAGCUGUUUAAAAUCAAUCAGUUUAACCUGAUGGCCAGUGAUUUGAUUGCCCUUAAUAGAAGUCUGCCAGAUGUAAGAUUAGAAGGAUGUAAGACAAAAGUCUACCCUGAUGAACUUCCAAACACAAGUGUAGUCAUUGUGUUUCAUAAUGAAGCUUGGAGCACUCUCCUUAGAACUGUUUACAGUGUGAUAAAUCGUUCCCCACACUAUCUACUCUCUGAGGUCAUCUUGGUAGAUGAUGCCAGUGAAAGAGAUUUUCUCAAGUUGACAUUAGAGAAUUACGUGAAAAAUUUAGAAGUGCCAGUAAAAAUUAUUAGGAUGGAAGAACGCUCUGGGUUAAUACGUGCCCGUCUUCGAGGAGCAGCCGCUUCAAAAGGGCAGGUCAUAACUUUUCUUGAUGCACACUGUGAAUGCACGUUAGGAUGGCUGGAGCCUUUGCUGGCAAGAAUAAAGGAAGACAGGAAAACGGUUGUCUGCCCUAUCAUUGAUGUGAUUAGUGAUGAUACUUUUGAAUAUAUGGCUGGGUCAGACAUGACUUAUGGGGGUUUUAACUGGAAACUGAAUUUCCGCUGGUAUCCUGUUCCCCAAAGAGAAAUGGACAGGAGGAAAGGAGACAGAACAUUACCUGUCAGGACCCCUACUAUGGCUGGUGGCCUAUUUUCUAUUGACAGAAACUACUUUGAAGAGAUAGGAACUUACGAUGCAGGAAUGGAUAUCUGGGGUGGAGAGAAUCUUGAAAUGUCUUUUAGGAUUUGGCAAUGUGGAGGCUCCUUGGAGAUUGUUACUUGCUCCCAUGUUGGUCAUGUUUUUCGGAAGGCGACUCCAUACACUUUUCCUGGUGGCACUGGUCAUGUCAUCAACAAGAACAACAGGAGACUGGCAGAAGUUUGGAUGGAUGAAUUUAAAGAUUUCUUCUACAUCAUAUCCCCAGGUGUUGUCAAAGUGGAUUAUGGAGAUGUGUCAGUCAGAAAAACACUAAGAGAAAAUCUGAAGUGUAAGCCCUUUUCUUGGUACCUAGAAAACAUCUAUCCGGACUCCCAGAUCCCAAGACGUUAUUACUCACUUGGUGAGAUAAGAAAUGUUGAAACCAAUCAGUGUUUAGACAACAUGGGCCGCAAGGAAAAUGAAAAAGUGGGUAUAUUCAACUGUCAUGGUAUGGGAGGAAAUCAGGUAUUUUCUUACACUGCUGACAAAGAAAUUCGAACCGAUGACUUGUGCUUGGAUGUUUCUAGACUCAAUGGACCUGUAAUCAUGUUAAAAUGCCACCAUAUGAGAGGAAAUCAGUUAUGGGAAUAUGAUGCUGAGACCCACACUCUUCUUCAUAUAAUCACCCAGUCUUGUCUCUCAGUGAACAAAGUAGCUGAUGGCUCCCAGCAUCCUACAGUGGAAACCUGUAAUGAUAGCACUUUGCAAAAAUGGCUACUAAGAAACUAUACAAGAAUGGAAAUUUUUAGAAAUAUUUUUGGGAAUUCUACUGAUUACAUUCUCUAAUGAUUUUUGGAGAGACUCACGUUGCGACAUGUUAACAGUAACCAAUGUCUCGAUGAACCUUCUGAAGAAGACAAAAUGGUGCCUACAAUGCAGGACUGUAGUGGAAGCAGAUCCCAACAGUGGCUGCUAAGGAACAUGACCUUGGGCACAUGAAGACCAUGUCCUCCAAGCCAUGAAAGUGUCUACGCUUUUGUUUUUCCAUUAUUUCAAUUGGGGGAAAAUAUUGACUUUGCUGAAUUGAAAGUUUUAAAAAUCCUUUUAGUAUUCUAAAACACAAUUGUUUCUAAAUCGUUUCUAGAAAUGUUUGCUUAUUUCCCUACUAAAAUUUGUAUCUGAUAAAAGCACAUAAAAAUAUAAAUAAUAGCAAAUUAUUAUUAAACAACAGAACAACUUGUAAAACAAACAGUUUGCUUUAAGAAAAAUCUUUAUUGCACUCAUGUCAUAGGGUUAAUUGGAGGUUAUUUUAUUUUUGGUUGUCAUGGUGAUUGAAAGAGAUAAUGUAAAUGCCUUAUAAAAUCAUCUUCAUUAUGAAAUAUUAUCAGUUGCUUUAUAAACUCACCCAUUUUACCGAUCCUUCAUGGAAACAUGUUUGAAUUCUAUGUCUACAACAGGGCCACAUAUUAAAUUAUUUCUGAAUGGUGAAUUCAUCCUACAAAAUAUUCCAAGUUUUGGACAAAGAAAAACAUUACAUUGGAUAUUGAAUUCAUAGAGCCUUUACAGAAGCAUCACAUUUAAACCAAUGUGAAUCCAAAAAAGAGAAGGAAAAUUUUUAAAUUCAAUUUAAAGGACAUAAAAAAAAGAAAUCCGUGAAGCAUUGAGGGGAACAAGACGAGUCUAAUCCGCAGUGCUUCAAUCAUUGUGAGAGAACUCAAAGUGGGUUGCAAUUAUUCCUAACACAGGCUGAAGCUAAACAAUCUUGGUUCCAGAGUUUAUGUUGGAAACUCAAUUCUUAACCAAAAUCUUGGUCUCCACAAACUCUACCAUCCCUUUUCUCUUCACUCUAUAGACAGUGGCAUGCCACUGAUGCUGUACAGAAUUGUAGGUGAAAGGGAGAAUUUUAGACUUAAUUUUUAACUCUAUUGCACUUAAAGAUUUUAGUUAGGUCACCACUGUCAUUUUCAUUUUCUAUGUUAAAGAAUACCUUUCAGUGCUAUGCUCCAAUAUCUAAAAAUUUUAUCACCAGGGGAAUAAACUCAACACACAUUCAUUAAGCUUUUAUUGUAAUUAAACUGCUAUAUAUUGUUUGCCAUAUAUUAUGGCCCGAGGAACAUAGUUAUAAUUAGGCUAGAUUCACAUUUUCUUUUCUCAUCUUAAAACCCUUUAUGCUCAAAAUACAUUAACAGAGGCCAUGAAAAGGAAAAAAAAAAAUCAGAAUUUUGCUAAUAAGUUUUUGUAUUUGACAGCAUUUAAAAUGCUCAUAGAGUUACCCUAUAUAUGUAUGUUAUUCAUUAUAAAUGCACUCAGCAGCUAAGAGAAAUUCGAGAGGAAAAAUGGAAGAAGUGUUUUCUGGAGCAGAAGAUUCCACCUCUGUGGUCCUCAUCUUUACUUAAAAAGCUCUUAUAGAAAGGAUUAAUCAUUCUGACUGCAUACAAACUCUCUCUGUCUCUGAUUUGCACAUACACUGCUUUAUAAUGAAAAUGAGGGCACUUUCUGAUUGUCAGUAAAAUCUUAAAUGAUUUUUGCAACUGGUAUUCCUUCCUCUUUUGACUUUUUAUUGGUACAACUGUAGGGAAGAAUCUGCAACCUGGAGCAUUUCAGGUUUGCUCUUUAAAUAUAGACACCCCUCACCAUGAGCUCUCCGGGAAUCCGUGACUUUCCUAAAAUUGUAAGCAAAAUGUUGAGUAUCCGGGCAUGUUUUUCUGAGGUGGGAGUAUGUCGCUUACAGCAAACUUGGAAAGAAGGCUAUGACUCACAAGAGGCAGUGAACCAUUGCCUUAAAUUAUUAGCAGCCUCUCAAGUCCAUUGAGGCCUCAUGUAAAAUUCCCAUCUUUCAUUUUUACACUCCUCUUCUCCCCUCAUUUCCUUUUCUCCUGACUAAGGUAAAAAGACCCUGCACAGCAUUAUUACUUAAGUUGAAAAAGCUUCAACUCUCAAGGACUCAUGUAUACCAUAUGUUCCACUUAUUGAUUUGUCAGUCAAAAUGCAUGUUACAUAGAAAAUGGUCAAUGGCAAAUUUUUAUAAAUACAGCUACCCCAUCAAAGCUGAACUUGAAACAUUUUAGCAGCAUUUUAAAUAUGUGAAAGUUCAUUAUGGUCAUGGUGAGAAACUAAAACUACAUGAGUUUCAUGCUAGAAAAGAAUUUUUCAAGAAUCUUCAGAUGGCUUGAACGCAUGCCAUUACAGUAUCUAACAAAAAGUGGCAUAAAAUAUAAAACACCCAACACUAGAAAGCAAUGACUAACAUAUAAUUUGUUUUCAAAAAUGUUUAUUGUCUUCAGUACAAAAAGUUAAAACCAUGAUUGGAUUCAUAAUGCACUUGUCUUAUAGAUCCCUUAUUUAUGGAGCUAGACUGACAUAUUUCAAACCAAUCUCUUCUGUGGUCUUCUCCAUCUCAGUUAAUGCAACUUCAACCUUCCAGAUGCUCAGGUCAAAAACUGAAAGUUGCUUUUGACUCCUCUAUUUCUGUUUCAACUUUCAUCUAAUCCAACAGCAAAUUCCCUUGAUGCUACCUUUGAAAUGUAACUAGAAAAGAAGUACUUGCCGCCACAUCCACUAGGUGUCACUACCUCUAACCUUUUUAAUCACAAUAUGCUUAUUAUUUAGUUCCCUAAUUUCCUAGUCCUUGUCUUGAACAAUCUUUUCUCAAUACACCAGCCAUAGUGAUUCUGUUAACCAUGAAUUUGAUUGUGUCACUUCCCUGCUCACAAUCUUCCAAUGACUUCUCCCUCCAGUGGCCUUCAAGGUCCUUCAUGAGUGUUACCCCUCUACACAUCCACACCACUCACCACACAUACAUACACAUGCACACACACACAGAUACAAUUCCACCUUUUUCUAACGCCAUCUCUUAUCUCUUAUUAUUCUGCCUCUUACUUACCCCACUAUGGCUCCCAAGAAAGUUCCCGCUUUAGUGUUUUGUUCCCUCUGCCCCAGAGAGCACCCCUUAGUGGUCUCAGUUCAAAUAUUAUCUUAUCAGUAAGACAAACCCUUCUCCCAUCUGCCCUCCCUAUCCCCUGUACCUGACAAUCUAAAAGUUUGCUUCUUUAUUUCUGUCUGCACUUCCCCCUCCCCAGCCCCAAACAUGCCCAUCACAUGCCCUAGAAGGUAAGUCCCAUGAAGGCAGGGGCUUUGUCAGUUUUGUUCAUUUGGUAUUUCUGGCAUAUAUAUUCUUUAAAUAUUUCUUGAAUUAAUGAACUGAAAAAUGUGUGUUAAAGUUGCUAAGUGUUACUGUAUCAUACUUUUUUUGUAUUUUAAAAUUUAAAAUAAAGGCUAAUAUAUUUAGACAGGAUUUCCAAUAACUUUGUCUUCAAGUUAUAAUUUUCUUCGUAAUAUUCUUCACAUUAAACUGUGGACUAUAUAUUAUUUUCUGGAUAAAAUAUCCUGCCUUAUGGAAAUGAAAUAUGAUAUUUUAUUAAAAUGCUGCUAUAUUACAUAAGUUGCUUCAUUAAGCUAAAAAUAGUUUUAAUUUUUAUUUUUUGUGUCCAAUCGCCACCUGAAGGUAUACGAUUUUGACUUUUAAAGAGAUAUCAUUGUCUUAAAAAGUAUGUAUUUUCUUGAUUUCAUAAGAAUUAUUACUAAAUUUAUCUUCUAAGUGCAGUCAAUGGAAUAAACACAAUUAGAGAUUUUUAAAGGACUUUACAGAUGACGUUGUCUUAGUUUCUCUGUUUAUAGAUAAUAAGACUGAAACCCAGAUACGUAAUAUAACUUUUCUAAAGAUCAUAUAUCUAUAAGUUGUGUUGCUUGGACCCCUUAUUGUUAAUGUAAACUAAUACUGUCACUCAAAAAAUUACAGAAAUGGAACAAUAAUGAGAAAAAUAUCUUCAUUAGACAUGUUAUGGGGCCAGGCACGGUGGCUUACACCUGUAAUCCCAGCACUUUGGGAGGCUGAGGUGGGCGGAUCACUUGAGUUCAGAAGUUGGAGACCAGCCUGGCCAACAUGACGAAACUCUGUCUCUACUAAAAAUACAAAAAUUAGCUGGAUGUGGUGGCACACGCCUGUAAUCCCAACUACUCGGGAGGCUGAUGUGGAGAAUUGCUUGAACCUGGGAGGCAGAGGCUGCAGUGAGCCAGGAUCACACCACUGCACUUCAGCCUCAAGACUCUGUCUCAAAAAAAAAAAAAAAAAGUUUCUAACUAGUACAUUGAUUCUUUAGAAAUAUUUAAAUUCUUACUACUUAUUUAAAUAAAAUUAGUUCUUUAAAAUAAUACAAGCACUAAGACCUACAGCAGAAAUAAACUACUAAGAAACAGCAUGAUUACAGGAACAUCCAAUCAUUAUUUGGCAAACUGGGUUUCAGGGAAGCAAAGCGUCUUCAGUAGUAACUAAUGGAACAUACUCACUUUCAUUUUUCCUUCUAAUUAUCUUCAAGUUAAAAGUAAGGUUUGGCCCACAGCUUGCACAGAGAAUUAGACCAUCUAUUACUGUGAAGACUGGGGAGGUUCUAUGACAUGGAGCUUCAAAGACUGCAGCGAAAUCAGCAGAGAUUUCUAGGCUUCCCAGUGGAGCUCUGUAAACUCUAGUAAACACAAUCUAUAAAUUUGAUUUUGCCACGGUGCUUAGAAACAGUCUAAUAAAUAAAAGGGAAAAAAGUGUACAGAGAGAGAAAAAAUAACUACACUAAAACAGAACUGUUUUUACCUUUUAAAAAAUUUGGUGGGAGGUUAGGAACAUAUUCUGAAUUGGUUCAGUAAACCUCAAAAUACUGUCUCCCCCACACAUGGUUUUACCACUUAAGAAAUGAUGAUUGUAUCUGCUCACAACCAUUUUACUUGCAUCUCACUUACAGAUGCUAAAUCUAGUCUCAGAGGAGGCAAAACAUGUAUGCAUUCUUAAGUUAUAAAGUGUACUGAUUUCACAAAUUGAAGAAUUUUAGAAAUUCAGAUUUGUCAUGGAUGUGUCACCAUCCAUAGCUGUCAUCCUGCAUAGCUGAUAUCUGCUGCAAAUCUUGAAUAAAUUUCCAAUUCAGUUGGGCAGCAAAAAUUCAAUUAGAUCUUAAGGCAGUUUGUGUUUCAGGAUUCCACCUCUGCCCAUUUUCCCCAAUAUGUCAAAAUAUGGAAUAGGUGAAAUCAGCCCCUCUUAUGUACAGCACAUGGACACAUCUGUUGUGACUACACCAUGUUCGAACUGCUACUAAGUAUCAGCUGUGUAUGAAUUUACAGUGUUGAAUGAGCACCAGCAAUGUGUUUUAAAUAAUUUGUGUAUAUUUGUAGCCCAGUUUCUUUGAUAUUGGUCAAUAAAUUCUAAAGACACUUUUCA
Macaca mulatta (Rhesus monkey) is the source of this 7484-nucleotide messenger RNA. The record is from RefSeq and is a predicted model, not a curated record. NCBI's taxonomy places the organism in Eukaryota, Metazoa, Chordata, Mammalia, Primates, Cercopithecidae.